AAGGCACCGUCUCCGGUAGUGCAUACGGCAGCAAAAUGUGCAGCUGUCGACGCCUCAGCCCAACGCACCCCACGAUUGCCUAUAUAUACGUCGGAAUUAUGGGAACGCUAGCUGAAGCACGGUCGAGUAGUACACACAGCAGGGCCUAGUGUGUACACCUAACUGCAGCCAUGCCGCUUGUUCCGUCUUUAUUUUUAUUACUACUUCUGCACCUGUCCUGUUCUCCAACUGUCCAGCUAGCAGCUGCAGAUGAACAUAAGUACACACUCGUGGCAAUGAGCUCGCUGAAACCCAAAGCUACGUGCUCCGGAUACAGAGUGUCUCCACCCCAGAACAUUACGUGGGUACCACUGAAUCACCCCCAUGGACCGUGCUCGCCAUUGUCGGACGCUGCAACGCCGUCCUUGGCCGAGCUGCUCCACCAUGACCAGCUCCGUGUCGACGGCAUUCACAUGAGGCUCUCUAACGACACUCCUGGUGAUAGUAAGAAGACGCAGUCGGACCAAAAUUAUCAGACAGAGUCUUACGGCAAUGUAGUUCAUGCCCACGUUGGCGGAGCUGGACACCCCCCUCCUUUGAAGCACCAAGGUUCUUCCCAGCUUCGUCGCAAUAUUGAUGCGUCAGCUGCCGCCGCCGGAAGCAGGUCAUCCAGCCUUCCCGGAGUGCUCCAGACGUUCGUUUUGGACACAGCCAGCGACGUGCCGUGGGUGCAGUGCCUGCCCUGCCCCAUCCCGCCGUGUCACCCCCAGGUGGACAGCUUCUACGACCCAAGCAGGUCGCCCUCCUCCGCGCCUUUCUCCUGCACCUCCCCGACCUGCACCGGGCUCGGCACCUACGCCAAUGGCUGCGUCAACAACCAGUGCCAGUACCGCGUCGUCUACCCGGACGGCACGUCCACGUCCGGGAGCUACAUCGCUGACCUGCUCACCUUCGACGCCAGCAACGCCGUUCCAAGCUUCAAGUUUGGGUGCAGCCAUGCCGAGCAGGGCAGCUUCGACAGCCGGGCGGCGGGGAUUCUGGCGCUCGGCGGCGGCCCCGAGUCGCUGCUGUCCCAGACCGCGUCCCGUUACGGUAAGGUCUUCGCGUACUGCAUCCCGGCGUCGAGCAGCUACUCCGGGUUCUUCAUCCUCGGCGUGCCCAGCCUUGCCUCCUCCAGGUACGUUGUCACGCCCAUGGUGAGGUUCAGUCAGGCCACGUUUUACGGCGUGCGCCUCCGUGCCAUCACUGUCGGUGGGCAGCCGCUCGGCGUGGGCCCCACGGUGUUCGCCGCCGGCUCCGUGCUGGACUCCCGCACCGACAUUACGCGCCUGCCGCCGACGGCGUACCAGGCCCUGCGCGCCGCGUUCAGAAGCAGCAUGAGCAUGUACCGCUCGGCUCCGCCCAAGGGGAUCCUCGACACUUGCUACGACUUCACCGGCGUCGUCAACAUCAAGCUGCCCAAGAUCACCUUGGUGUUCGACCGGAACGCCGUGGUGGUGCUGGACUCCUCGGGCAUCCUCUUCCACGACUGUCUCGCCUUCGCCUCCAAUGCCAACGAUCGCAUGCCGGGCAUCCUCGGCAGCGUGCAGCAGCAGACCAUUGAGGUCCUCUACAACGUCGAUGGCGGCACCGUGGGCUUCCGCCAAGGCGCGUGCUAAGAUAUGAUCGUGGAGAUGACUGCAGGCUACAAGCAAUCUACUACUACUAUCUAGUGCCAAUUUGCAUGGCACCCCAGCAUAAAAUAAACUAAUUACUAGUGUGUACUCGUUCUUGUGCGCCAGGUUUGGAUGGCUGCUGUUUAGUCCUUGUGUGUGUGUGUGUGUGCACAAGCUGCUGGCUCAUUGUGACACAAGACCUAGUUUGCUGUCAUCAUCCAAAUUAAUAAUUGAACCCAAUGCAAGGUUUG
Molecule: messenger RNA, 1885 nt
Organism: Panicum virgatum (switchgrass)
Lineage: Eukaryota; Viridiplantae; Streptophyta; Magnoliopsida; Poales; Poaceae
Product: aspartyl protease family protein At5g10770-like
Exons: 2
Coding region: 171-1637 (488 amino acids)
Biological process (GO): proteolysis
Molecular function (GO): aspartic-type endopeptidase activity
Source: RefSeq, a predicted model, not a curated record